CAUAAUCCGGCGCUGAGAGGGAAGGUUCUGGGUUUCCAGCAGCUCUUCCGAGCAGCAGUUUAAGCACAAUUCCCGCCUUCCUGGAUCCUCUGCCGUCCGGCUCCGAGUCGUGGGCAGAGCGUGGACCAUGGCUGAUAAAGAGGUGUACGACGAUGCGGUGGAGGAGCGCGUCAUCAAUGAAGAGUACAAGAUCUGGAAGAAGAACACGCCCUUCCUGUACGACCUGGUGAUGACUCACGCGCUGGAGUGGCCCAGCCUGACCGUGCAGUGGCUCCCAGAUGUCAGCAGGCCAGAGGGGAAGGACUACGCCAUCCACCGGCUGGUUUUAGGGACCCACACGUCAGAUGAGCAGAACCACCUCGUGAUCGCGAGCGUCCAGGUUCCAAAUGACGACGCCCAGUUUGACGCUUCGCACUACGACAGCGAGAAAGGAGCAGAGUUUGGUGGCUUCGGUUCAGUCAGCGGGAAAAUCGAGAUUGAGAUCAAGAUCAACCACGAGGGCGAGGUGAACCGAGCACGCUACAUGCCCCAGAACCCCUGCAUCAUCGCCACCAAGACUCCGACCUCCGACGUGCUCGUCUUCGACUACACUAAACACCCAUCUAAGCCAGAUCCUAGCGGGGAGUGUAAUCCUGACCUAAGGCUCAAAGGUCACCAGAAAGAAGGAUACGGCCUUUCCUGGAAUCCAAACCUCAGCGGCAACCUGCUCAGCGCCUCCGACGACCACACCAUCUGCCUGUGGGACAUCGGGGCUGGCCCGAAAGAAGGGAAGAUAUUGGAUGCGAAGACCAUCUUCACAGGCCACACAGCAGUGGUGGAGGACGUUUCCUGGCAUCUGCUCCACGAAUCGCUGUUCGGCUCCGUCGCCGACGACCAGAAACUGAUGAUAUGGGACACGCGCUCGAACAACACAUCCAAAGCGAGCCACUCAGUGGACGCUCACACCGCCGAGGUCAACUGUCUGAGCUUCAACCCCUACAGCGAGUUCAUUCUGGCCACUGGCUCUGCUGAUAAGACUGUUGCAUUGUGGGAUCUGAGGAACCUCAAACUGAAGCUUCACUCCUUUGAGUCCCACAAAGAUGAAAUUUUCCAGGUACAGUGGUCUCCUCACAACGAGACGAUCCUGGCGUCCAGUGGCACCGACCGACGCCUCAACGUCUGGGACCUCAGUAAAAUUGGAGAGGAGCAGUCUGCAGAGGACGCUGAAGACGGCCCGCCAGAGCUCCUGUUCAUCCACGGCGGCCACACAGCGAAGAUCUCAGACUUCUCCUGGAACCCCAACGAACCCUGGAUCAUCUGCUCCGUGUCCGAGGACAACAUCAUGCAAGUCUGGCAGAUGGCGGAGAACAUCUACAACGACGAGGAGCCCGACAACACGCCUGCGUCGGAGCUGGAGGCUCAGGGAUCGUAACCCUGCCCUGGCUCCACUCUCCACCCCCCCUUACCCCACCUGUCCUCUCCCUGAUUCAUCUCAGUGCAAAACGAACAGUGUGGCGCGUUGGAAGCAUCUCGGCCUCCGGCGCCAUCUUGCUUUGCUUCACCGCUGCCCGGGUAACUGAAAGCACUGAUGCACCUGGAAAAGAUUAGAACUGAUAUCCUGCUCAGGUGGGCGGAGCGCCGACAGGUUGGCUUUGUGUGCACGCUGCUGCUGUGAAUCCAGGUGAUUUUAAAGGGCUGAUGGAAGGAAAAUGCAGCGCUACGGCACAGCACAGCAGACAGCUCCUUCUUUGUUCCUCCACCCUUCAGCUCCUGUUCAGAUAAUCUUGAGUUUGAACAAACAUUCCUGCUGCGUUUGCCUCCUGUUCCUUCGGUACUUCAGCA
Molecule: messenger RNA, 1821 nt
Organism: Archocentrus centrarchus (flier cichlid)
Lineage: Eukaryota; Metazoa; Chordata; Actinopteri; Cichliformes; Cichlidae
Product: histone-binding protein RBBP7
Exons: 12
Coding region: 128-1411 (427 amino acids)
Molecular function (GO): protein binding
Source: RefSeq, a predicted model, not a curated record